GUUCCCAAACUGGGGGCCAUGGCCCCCUGGGGGGCCAUAUAGCAGAAUGUAGGGGGCCAUAAUCUGAGGCUAUGCAUAAAUAAAACCAAAGGAGUUUAGCGGGUAGGUAGCCAGUGGAGGGAACUUACAGGUUCAGUACAGGUUUGUGCAAUGCCUUGCUGCCAGACACAUGGGUAAUACGUCCCUUUUUUUCUUUUUAUCUGAUUCUGUGUUCUUGACAUAAAACAAGACAUGGGGAUGUAUUAGGGAAGCAAGAUAAUUUUAACUCAACAUAAUUCUAAUCUAAGGCUUCCUAAGCUGUGUAUUCUGUAUGAUAACCUGGUCUUGAAUCUUACGUAUCAGCAAGGAUGUUCAUAUUAUUCAGUUAACCAGACAUUCACAGUUACAACAUUGAUCACCGUGUGUGCCUCCCCAUAUAAUCAGUUUCCUCCCACCUGUGAAUACUUCAGUAUUAUAUGAACUUAAGCCAACAUCAAUACCACUUUAAUGGUACAGUGAUGGCUUCUAAUAAGAAACGCAACUAUGAUGACAACUACCUGGAUUUUGGAUUUACAAGCAUCACUGAUAAAGGUGUAGUGAAGCCUCAGUGUGUGAUUUGUCACAAAAUACUCACAGCUGAAUCACUAAGGCCCAGUAAGCUUAGAUUACAUCUGGAAACCAAGCAUCCUCAACAUGUUGGCAAAGAUCGUUCCUUCUUUAGUCGACAAGAAUUGAACAUGAAGAGACAGCGACUUGAUGCCAGUGGUUCCUUUCAUCAACAAAAUGCUGCCGUAGUGGAGGCAUCAUUUCUUGUAGCCCUUGAAAUAGCAAAGAAAAAGAAGCCUCACACAAUUGGGGAGGAAUUAAUUUUGCCAUGUGCCAAAACAAUGGUAAAGCUUGUUUUGGGUGAGAAAAGUGCUGAAAAGCUGAAUGCUAUUUCACUCUCAAAUAAUACAGUGCAACGCCGAAUCUCCCAAAUAUCUGAUGACAUCAGAGAGCAGGUGAUACAGGAAAUCAAAAGAGCUGGAUUAUUCAGUAUUCAACUCGAUGAGUCCACUGACGUCCAGUCCUGCUCACAACUCCUGGCUUUUGUAAGGUAUGUUCAUGAUGAGGAUCUGAAGGAGGAAUUCUUGUUUUGUGAGCCUCUUGAACAAUCUACAAAAGGUGAAGAUGUAAUGCAGAAACUUACAGAAUUCUUUGAAUCUGAAGGUCUUGACUGGGGCAAUCUUUGUGGGAUAUGCACAGACGGGGCUCCAGCCAUGUUGGGUUCUCAGUCAGGUUUUGUUACAAGAGUUAUACAAAAGCACCAAAUGCUAUCCCUCUUCACUGCAUGAUCCACAGGCAAGCUCUUGCAUCAAAAACGCUACCCUCAGAAUUACAGGACACUCUGAAUACAAUUAUAAAGACAGUUAACUU
Messenger RNA from Portunus trituberculatus (swimming crab), 1395 nucleotides. RefSeq names its product protein ZBED8-like. NCBI's taxonomy places the organism in Eukaryota, Metazoa, Arthropoda, Malacostraca, Decapoda, Portunidae. The coding region runs from base 456 to 1313 and encodes 285 amino acids. The record is from RefSeq and is a predicted model, not a curated record. The transcript is spliced from 2 exons.